AUGCGGGAACCUUGUGUCCCCGCUGCUGUGCUGGCUGGUUUUGUGGCUAGGUAUAAUGCUGUGAAGGGACCUGAAAGUGGUCCUAUUGAUAUGGGGCUGUUGUGUCUAUGGAUGGAAGUCAAAAUGGUCAUUAGCUUUAGUGAGUGUUUAACUGGAGACUCGAUCAUCGAACAUAGUCAGUCUGUAGACGGUGGCUUGUGUUUUAAUCUCAUCGGACCUUCUGGUUAUAAUUGCUUAGAACACACGGCUCAAACAAAGGAUGGUUUCUUGCUAGGGCUUCAACGUGUGUCAUCAGGCAUUCUUAAUUUGGGAGCACAAACCGCACCUCCAGUUUUGCUCCUACACGGACUCUUUAUGGGUGGUGAUGCUUGGUUCAUGGAUUCCCCAAAUGAAUCAUUGGGUUUUGUUCUUGCUGACCGUGGUUUUGAUGUUUGGGUUGGAAAUGUUCGUGGAACAAAAUGGAGUCAUGGCCAUGAAUCUUUAUCAGAUGGAGACAAGGAGUUUUGGGAUUGGAGUUGGGAAGAGAUGGCUCUUUAUGAUCUUGAAACAAUGCUGAGUUAUAUAAAUUCCAAAACAAGCUCCAAAGUUUUUGUUGUGGGACAUUCACAGGGAACAAUAAUGUCAUUGGCUGCUUUUACUCAACCAGAUAUUGUUAGCAUGGUUGAAGCUGCUGCUCUUCUUUCUCCUAUCUCAUAUUUGGAUCACAUCACAUCUAAACUCGUUCUUAAUCUUGUUCAUAUGUAUCUUGAUGAGGCACUUGGGUUACUGGGAAUGCAUCAACUGAACUUGAAGAGUGACAUUCUCACAAACAUGAUAGAGUCUGCUUGUGAUGGGCAUUUAGAUUGCAGUGAUAUGUUAGCAUCCAUUACAGGUGAAAACUGCUGUUUUAACAGCAGCCGUGUGGAUGUAUAUCUUGAAUACGAACCUCAUCCUUCAUCUGUAAAGAACUUGAAGCAUCUUUUCCAAAUGAUACGCAAAGGUACAUUUGCAAGGUACGACUAUGGAAGUAUAAAGAAUCUGCUACAAUAUGGAAAACUGAAGCCACCAACAUUUGAUCUUAGCAAAAUCCCAGAAUCAUUGCCAAUUUGGAUGGCUUAUGGGGGAAACGAUGCUUUGGGGGAUGUGAUUGAUGUGGAACACACACUAAAAGAAUUGAAAUCAAAACCAAAUGUUUUGUUUUUGGAGGAUUAUGGCCAUAUAGACUUCUUGUUAAGCACAAGAGCAUAUGAAGAUCUUUAUGACAACAUGAUCAACUUCUUUAAGUCAUGUGGAAAUUUGAAUGUCCAGUAGCCUUUAAAAUCUCUACUUUGGGAACCCAAAUCUUUAGCCAAUCAAUGUAUAGAUGUUCCCAUGUACAUUUUGUUUUAGGAGUUGUAACUUAUGCAAUAAACUUAAUUUAAGUGAAAAAACUAAAUAUAAUUGUAAAUAUAUUGAUAACUAUUUAAUGAAAAACAUGGACACGCAAUACAUGAGAACAAUGGUAUUGGAG
Molecule: messenger RNA, 1489 nt
Organism: Lactuca saligna
Lineage: Eukaryota; Viridiplantae; Streptophyta; Magnoliopsida; Asterales; Asteraceae
Source: the annotation of a GenBank genome assembly